AUGGAGAACACAGAUUCCGCACAAAGCGUACGAGUUGCCGUCAACGUUCGUCCAUUGAUCACAUCGGAGCUUCUCAUUGGUUGCACCGAUUGCAUUUCUGUUGUUCCCGGCGAACCUCAGGUGCAAAUUGGAUCUCAUUCGUUCACGUAUGAUUAUGUAUAUGGUAGCACAGGACAAUCUUCGUCUGCCAUGUACGAUGAUUGUGUCGCGCCGCUUGUUGAUGCACUCUUCAAUGGAUAUAAUGCCACUGUACUUGCAUAUGGUCAGACUGGCUCUGGAAAAACAUACACUAUGGGCACGGAUUACAAUGGAGAGGGAAGUAGUGGUGGGAUUAUACCCAAAGUCAUGGAGACCAUAUUCUCAAGAGUUGAGACUAUGAAGAACUCUAUAGAGUUUUUGAUUAGAGUAUCAUUUAUUGAGAUAUUCAAGGAAGAGGUUUAUGAUUUGCUUGAUCCCAAUUUUUCUAAAGGAGAAGUAACACCUACUCCAAAGAUCACUCUGCCUAGUAGAGUUCCUAUACAAAUCAGAGAAACUUUACAUGGAGGAAUAACACUUGCUGGUGUGGCUGAGCCCGAAGUUAAAACAAAAGAAGAGAUGGCAUCAUUUCUCGCAAGUGGUUCAUUGUCACGUGCAACAGGCAGUACUAACAUGAAUAGUCAAUCGAGUCGCUCACAUGCUAUAUUCACAAUCACUAUGGAGCAAAAGAAGGGUGAUGAUAUCUUAUGUGCCAAAUUUCAUUUAGUGGACCUAGCCGGUUCUGAACGUGCAAAACGAACUGGUGCAGAUGGCAUGCGUUUAAAAGAAGGAAUUCAUAUCAACAAGGGUUUAUUGGCGCUCGGAAAUGUAAUUAGUGCUUUGGGAGAUGAGAAAAAGCGAAAAGAAGGAGGACACGUGCCUUACCGUGAUAGCAAAUUAACACGACUUUUGCAGGAUUCUCUUGGAGGAAACAGCAAAACAGUGAUGAUAGCAUGUGUUAGUCCUGCUGACUCGAAUGCUGAAGAGACACUGAACACUUUAAAAUACUCAAACCGUGCUCGGAACAUUCAGAACAAGGCAACCAUUAAUCGUGAUCCAGUGGCUGCUCAAGUGCAGACAAUGCGGAAUCAAAUAGAGCAGUUGCAAGCUGAGCUUUUAUUUUACAGAGGCGAUGCAAGUGGACCAUUUGAUGAGAUUCAGAUUCUUAAACACAAAAUAUCCUUACUCGAAGCAAGUAAUGCCGAACUAAAACAGGAGCUAAAAAGGCAGCAAGUAACUUCUGAGAGUUUAGUACAACGCGCUCUUGAUGCCCAGGUUGAAAGAGACCGACUGAUUCUUAAAAUAGAAUCAGUUCGAAACGGUAAAUCAUGGGAUGAGGUUGACUCAAAUUCAAAUCAGGAUUAUGAUCUAGUGAAAUCUUAUGUGUCAAAGAUCCAAAUUCUGGAAAGGGAAUUGCUACAUCUGAAAACCCCAAAAUCCAUGAGUUCCAGCCAUCUUGUUGAAUGUUCUGAUUAUGAUGACGAUGAAUAUGGGUUUCCGUCUGAGUGUAAUGUCAAAGCUGGGGACUUACCAGAUGAUAUGGAAGAUGAUGAAAAGGAGCUAGAGCACUCGUCUCUUCAAGAAAAGUUGGAUAAAGAGCUCAAAGAAUUGGAUAGGAAACUUGAACAAAAGGAGGCUGAAAUGAAGUUGUACAGUAAUUCUGAUACUUCCGUUAUCAGGCAUCAUUAUGAAAAGAAACUCCUUGAGAUGGAACAAGAAAAGAAAAUUUUGCAGAAAGCAAUUGAGAAUCAUAAGUUCAAUCUCACAAAUAUUUCAUCCACAUCUGAUGACGGUUCUCAAAAGUUAAAGCAAGAUUACUUUCAAAAAUUGAAUUCUCUUGAGGCACAGGUAUCUGAACUGAAGAAAAAAGAAGAAACUCAGGCUCAACUCUUGAAACAAAAACAGAAGACUGAUGAGGCUACAAAACAACUUCAAGAUGAGAUCCAAAGAAUUAAAGCCCAAAAGGUUCAACUUCAGCAUAAGAUUAAGCAGGAGUCUGAACAAUUCCGGUUAUGGAAAGUUACUCGUGAAAAAGAAGUUCUCCAGCUUAAGAAAGAAGGCAGAAGGAACGAAUACGAGAUGCAUAAGUUGCAAGCCUUGAAUCAGAGACAAAAGAUGGUACUGCAAAGGAAGACAGAAGAAGCUUCCAUGGCCACAAAAAGGCUGAAAGAACUUCUGGAAUCUCGAAGGGCUUCCUCACGUGAAACUAUGGGUGUUGGAGGAGGGAGUGGUCCUGGAGUUCAGGCUUUGAUGAAGGCAAUUGAGCAUGAGCUUGAAGUCACUGUCCGAGUGCAUGAAGUUCGUUCCGAAUAUGAACGUCAAAUCCAAGAGAGAGCUAAAAUGGCCGAGGAGAUGACCAAGUUAAAGGAAGCAGCAGAAUUGAUGAGCCAAAAUAAUACCAGUGAUUCCCCCAUAUCAAUGUCCUCUGGUGCAAGAAAUUCUAGGAUUUUUGCCCUUGAAAACAUGCUUUCAACAUCUUCCGCAACUCUAGUGUCUAUGGCUUCCCAGUUGUCAGAGGCAGAAGAGUCUGAACGGGGUUUUAGUGGCAAAGGACGUUGGAACCAUGUCCGGUCUCUUGCUGAUGCCAAGAAUCUGAUGAAUUAUUUGUUCAAUAUAGCAUCUUCCUCCAGAUGUUCAUUGCGAGAUAAAGAAGUAAUUUGCAGAGAGAAGGACAUGGAAAUAAGAGAACUGAAAGAAAAGCUAGUAAGGCUAAGUUACUCACUUCGACAGUUGGAAAUGAUAAAUGCUGAGCUUACUCAUAAACUGAAAUUGCAGAGUGCUGCUUUGCAAAGAUACUCAGAAUAUCCAGGGAAUUCAGAAUAUUCUGACUUGAAUGUUGGAGGUCACAAUUAUGACUUGCGCAAACAGGAACUCCAGCAGUCUACCCUUCUACAGGAGGACAUGGAUAUAUCCAACGAGACAGAAUCAGAUGAUUAUGAUGUGGAGGAAACAGAAGAUGAGUGGAAAGAAUCAGGAAAGUUAAGGCCUGAGAAAAGAAAAUCUAAUAGCAGACGUUCAGAAGAUUUCAAAGACAAUUUAAGUAAUAGACUUGGAGGUGCACUUGGGGAAGCAACAUCAGGUAUUUGCUGUUCUUGUAGCAAAAUCUCAGCAUGCAAGACAAUGAAAUGCGAGUGCAAAGCUAUGGGAAAUAGUUGUGCGAGUUCUUGCAGCUGCCUAGCAACCAAGUGUGGUAACAGAGCAUCAUUCUUAAAUGAGUCACAUGAGCCAAUACAAUCCGAAGUACUUCUUGUUACUCAAGGUGCAGAAUUACUUCAGGAAGCACUAGCUGAUAGGCCCGCCGAGGCAAACAAUGGUCAAGGCCCCAGAAAACCUCUCUCUGACAUAGGAAAUACACAGGUCAAAUCAAAUGAUCAUGGAAUUCAGAAAAAGAAAUGGCAGAGAGCCACUAUAAUUCUUAUUCCGGAUCAACCACCACCUCCCAUACAACCACGGAACUCCCAAGUCUCCAAAUCCAAGAAACAAAUUUACAUGAACAACGUCAAUGAACAAAACAUUGCUGCCAACACACCACUAAAAUUGCCCAGGUCUAAACCGGAAUAUGCUGCCUCUGCCCCCAAGGCAGAGCGUUGUUUUGUGGAGCCAGACUCACCCUUGAAAAUAUCAAGGAGUGCGCGAAAGGCAUCAUCAUCGAAUGGUGGCGGGCCAUUGUGGGACAGGAAUGCUUCUGGUAAGUCAGAUGAAUCUGUCAGUAAGGAGCCUGAAGUUUUUGAAGAUAGAAGAAGGCCACGACAGAAAAAAACACAGGAGGAGAAAGAGAACAGCAGACGCUGA
Messenger RNA from Vicia faba (fava bean), 3807 nucleotides. The record is from the annotation of a GenBank genome assembly. NCBI's taxonomy places the organism in Eukaryota, Viridiplantae, Streptophyta, Magnoliopsida, Fabales, Fabaceae.